AUGAAUGAAACGACGUGGAGCAAUCUGAACCGCUCGAUUGUUUUAACUUCUACCAUCGUUCAUCGAGGGACAACCAGUCGAAUACCAUAUCGUGAACAAGUCCUUAUUGACGCAUUUAACACAUAUAUUCAAAUUGGCAUUGGCAGUUUAUUAUUUCUAUUUGGGCUGACAUUCAAUUGUUUAAGUUUAUUAUAUUUUCGUGCGUCGCGCAGCUUCCGUCACACUACGUUUCAGCUCUAUUUCUCGAUUAUUUGCAUUCUUGAUACUGUUCGAUUAUUCGAAUUCUUCAUUUUUGUCCUUUUCGACAAAGGUUAUCUUCGAGUAACCCUGCAAUUAUGUCGAUGGGUAUUCUUUACGAUCAUGUUUACAGGACAGGCGAGUAUAUGGCUAACAGUUGCAUUAGCUGUUGAAAAAUGUAUUAUUAUUUGGUUUCCUAUCAAAGGUCGUCUGCGUUUCACCACUCUGAUCUCAAAAAUCGUCUUAGUCGUUGUUUUACUGCUUGUCCUUUUUGCUAAUGUUAUUUAUUUAUUACCAACUUUCUUCUUACAUGCCUAUGCGAAUGUGUCAAUUCAUACAUUCAUGUGUUUAUGGCAAACGAAUGCUCAGUCAUCAAAAACGAAGCUUGAUCAAUGGAAAAAACAUUAUUUCACGUUCAAUACCAUAUUUUUUCAUUCGAUAAUUCCUUCUAUUCUCUUACUUAUCAUAAAUUGGUUGAUUCUGUAUAGUUUAUCACGACAACGUAGUGUUCUAUCCAAAAUUGGAUCAAUUGAUGCACGAAAUGUAAUCAAACGAGAAAAACAAUUCAAAGAGAAAACGAUUCAACUCGUUCUUUCAUCAUUUUUUGUUAUUUUUACCAUAUCUCCAAGAUAUAUUCUCACUAUGGUCAAUGCAUUUGCCACGAAUAUUAGUAAAACACCUUUAAUGCCUCUAUACAUUUACGUUAACUUGAACACCGUCUUCCGUGUAUUAGAAAUGAGCAACUAUUCGUUAAAUUUGAUGUUUGCUAUUAUGAGCGGUCGAACAUCGCGACGAGAAAUACGUAAACUACUAGGGGAAUGUUUCUUUUGGCGAUUUCAACGAACAAGAUCAUGUCGUCAAGGCUCGAAAUUUCAAACAAAUUCAUUUUUAUACGAUGAUGAGGAUGAAACCGAACAUUCAAUCGCAACGACAGCAGCAUCGCCUUACUGUGGUUUGGGCAUUCAUUCACAAAAUCGUUCAAAUCAUUUAGCUCAACAGAACAGCAGUAUUAAUUACUCAAUUAAUCCCUUGCGCAAACCGACGUUUUUUACCUGUUGUGGUUUUACCAUUAAUCUCUCCACAAAACAUUCAUUGUGUUCAUCGAAUGUCGAUUUAACAUCGCGUCGUUCAACCGUAUGUAAAUCAGCAACUAACACAGUUAUUAACAAUAACAAUACUUACAAUUCUCCUCGAAAAUCUCGUACGUGUUCGCAUUCACCAAGAUCGUCCACAACAUUUGAACGACGUCUUCAUCGACAGCACACAGUCUGUUAUACACCCAGUAUCGACAACAAUCGAUCGAUAAUUCGACCACGUUCGGCAACUAUUGUACAUUGUUUUCGUCACUUACCAUCAUCAACAUUGACAGCAAUUGUCAAUCCAUCUUUAUCCUUAAACACCGAUUCACCCUCAAUACGUCGAACAGUAUCAAAAACUUCGGAAUUUUCGACGAGACGCAACUCGGAUUUCCCCUUGUCAACGACCGAUGUGCGCAAUGUAAAGAUAACCUUAACAAAAGAUAUAAAAGAAUCUCCUGAAUUUGUACAAAACUCUAUCGAGGAAGAACAAUCGCCAGCAUAUAUUGUUGAGACAUGUUAG
Messenger RNA from Adineta ricciae, 1836 nucleotides. NCBI's taxonomy places the organism in Eukaryota, Metazoa, Rotifera, Eurotatoria, Adinetida, Adinetidae. The record is from the annotation of a GenBank genome assembly.